Malaclemys terrapin pileata is the source of this 3062-nucleotide messenger RNA. Its product is annotated as NLR family CARD domain-containing protein 3-like. The transcript is spliced from 8 exons. Gene Ontology annotation, molecular function: ATP hydrolysis activity. Gene Ontology annotation, biological process: regulation of apoptotic process. Lineage: Eukaryota; Metazoa; Chordata; Testudines; Emydidae. The record is from RefSeq and is a predicted model, not a curated record. Bases 22 to 2823 code for a protein of 933 amino acids.
AGACCCAGCUGGACCCAGCAGAUGCCUGCCCCCCAGCAUUACCCCGAGCUGAUCCAGCAGCACCGGCAGGCCCUGCUCUGCUGGAUUAAGGGGAACCCCCAGCCUCUGCUGCGUCGGCUCCACGACACCAAGGUGCUGAGCCAGGACGAGUACUUCAACCUGCUGGAGAUGGCCCCCGAGAUGAACCAGGUCAUCGCGCUGCUGGAGUCGGUCAGCCAGGGUGUCGAGAGGAGCCGGUGCUUCCUGGAAGCGCUGCGGGACCUGCAGGACGAAUACGGCGCCGAGCUCCAGCAAUGGCUGAAGGAGAAGUACCCGGAGAAAAAGAGACCGUGUCCUCCAUUGCAACCAGACAAUCCCAACCCUCCGAAAUCCAACCACACAUUCCUGCGGAAAAUCCUGCGGAAACACACCAAGAAGUAUGAGCCAACCCCAGAGCCGCCAGCAGGUGAGGAGCGCACCGGGAACCUGAACUUCCGAAAGGCCCCGAGCGCCCCGCUGAAAGCUGUCCUGCAGCGGCACCGAGCCUCUCUGCUGCGGCAUACCCAGCAGCUGUGCACCAACGCCUGUGACGCCCGCUCCUGUGGCCUCCUCGAGAUCCGCUACACCCCGCUGCUGCUGCUGGACAACUCCAGCCCCACUGCCCCCCCCGGGCAUGAGCACCUGGCCCUGGCCGCCCACCGCGCCCGCCUCCUCCCGCUCCACGCCCCCCGCCGGCUCCCCCUGCGCCACCUCCUGGCCCCGCUGCCCACCGAGACCCAGGCCCCCCGCCGGGUGGCCCUGAGCGGCGCCGCCGGCAUCGGCAAGAGCGUGACCGUGCAGAAGAUCUUGCACGACUGGGCGCUGGGCGCGGCGUUCCAGGGCCCCCUCUGCGCCUUGGAUUUCUCCUGCCGGGAGCUCAGCGUGAUGUCCAGCCCGGUCACCCUGGAGGGGCUGAUCUGUGCCAAGCGUCCCCACCUCCAGGAGGUGCUGCCCGAGCUGCUGGCGCGGCCCGGGGACCUCCUCAUCCUCGUGGACGGUUUGGACGAAUUCCGGCACCCGCUGGAAGGCGGAACUCCCCGCCACCGGCCCGGCCACCCGGCCCACGUCAAGGAGCUGCUGCGGGGACUCCUUGACGGGACCCUGCUGCCUGGGGCGGCCGUCGUGGUGACGUCCCGGCCGUGCCCGGCCCUCUCCGGCAUCCCCUUUGAUCGCCGCUUGCUGAUCCUCGGCUUUGACGAGGACCAGGUGGAGGACUACUUCCGCCGGUUCUUCCGGGAUGCCGAGCGAGCCGCUGCCGUGCAGGGCUACAUCUCCGGCCACCAAGGCUUAGCCGGGCUUUGCUUCAUCCCCCUCUACUGCUUCAUCUUAUGCACCGCCCUGGGGGAGUUCUUUCCCGCCGGCCAGGCAGCUGACCCAUCUCCGCCCACCACCAUCACCGAGGUCUAUCGCUGCUAUAUGGCCACCAUCCUGGGUCGCAGCUGGUCUCCGGAGCCGGGCGCCGGGCAGCUGGUCCUGCGCCUCGAGCGCCUGGCGUAUGCCGCCCUGUUGGCUGGCAAGAUCCUCUUCACCCCAGCUGAGCUGCGGGAAUUCGGAUUCGACCCCCAAGACCUUCCGGGCACUUUCUUCAACCCCAUCUUCUCCAGAGAAGACCACCAGGUCUAUUGCUUCUUCCACCUGACGGUGCAGGAGUUCCUGGCUGCGCUCUACUGCGUGGCUGCCCUGGAUCCUGGCGCUGAGGACCUCACGCCCUGUCUGGAUCUCUGGUGGGAGGGAUCAGCCCAGCAGGACGGGGACCCGGAGCCCUCCUGGACAUCACCAGGCGAAUCCAGUCUCCUCCACUCCACCAGGCAGCUCCUGAGGGGCCACCAGCCCCGAUGGGACAAUCUCCAGAUGUUCGCCAGGUUCUUCAUGGGGCUGCUGACCUCCAGGAUGGAAGGGAAGCUGGAGGGGUUGGCCGCAGGCUUCUCCGGAGACGUGCUGGGGCCCGUGGCGGACUGGCUGGGGAGGAAGCUCAGGGGAGACACCGAGAGGCGCCUCCUCUCGCUCCUGCACUGCGUGGCGGAGCUGCGCCAGGAGGGGGUGACGGGCCGGGUGGCCCGCGAGCUGGAGGACGUCAACCUCUUCAAGGUGACCCUCAACCCAGCCGACUGCGCCGCCCUGGCCUACGUGCUGGGGGCCUCCGAGCCCGGGAGAGUGAAGAACCUCAACUUGAGCUACAGCAACAUGGGCAUGGCUGGGCUGCGCAGGAUCCGGGGGCUGCUGCACCGCUGCGAGACGCUGCAGUUGCGCUACAAUUCUCUGGACAAGGAGGCAGCCGUCAUAGAGGCUGAGGUGCUGAGAUCCCCCCAGUGCCAAGUGAAACGGCUGCUCCUGUGCGGGAACUGCCUGGGCUCGGAGGGGGCGAGGCGGCUGUGGGAGGCCCUGCGGGAGAACCGCACCCUGGAGGAGCUGUACCUGGACAUCACCGGCAUCACCGACAGCGGCCUGGACAACCUGCUGCCCUGCCUCCUGGCCAACAGCACCCUCCGGCUCCUGACCAUCGUGGGGAACCGGCUGAGCGAGGCCGGGCAGCAGAUCCUGUCGGAGCUGAGCCGUCGCAAGCCAGGCCUGAAGGUGAUCAGCACGUUUGAGAGCGACAUGGGCCUGCUCCAGGCCUACCUGGACUGGGUGGAAGAGAUCAAGGCCGACCCCGACCAGAUGGAUGCCGUGAAGAACGCCGACGCCCUGCGCUGCAUCGUCUCCGUCCUCCGGGACUUGGACGAAUCCAGGACCAGCCCCGAGGCCCGGGCCAGAAUCCGAGAGCUGAGGAGAGAGAUCAGUGCCCUCCUGGGGGAGAAGGAAUGAAAGGUGCUAGGAGCUGCACGUCUCGCUGCUAGGCUCCUUCCCGCCACAGGGGGGAGACACUCACUCAGAUCCCCCAUGAUGCCAUCUGGGUAAAGCUGUAGGGUUAUGGGGAGCUGGAAACAGAACACGGGGCCUUUCCCCUGUAGGGGGCGCUGGCGCCCAUCCGGGCCCAGGUUGGGGGACUGGCUGGCUCACGGGGCGGGGAAUGGGACCUUUCCCCUCUAGAGGCCACUGGCACC